AUUUUAUGCAAUUAGAAGCUCCAUAAGUUUUUGAAUUUGGUUGUUACAAAAAGGGAUAAAAGGGCACAAAACAGUAUAAAGGAAUAUUAAAUAACAAUUUACUAGAUCUCUACAAAGUAUUACGUUAAUUUAAUUGAUUUAAGGAGAACGCCAAGGUUCCGAAAUAUAUGUUACCUAUUUAAUUGUAAACUCACAUCAAAUGGGAGGUAGAGGAAGAGAGUGUUAAUGGGAAGAAGCAUUACAAAAUUGUGUCAUUCAAGUUUUAAUAAGUAAAUUGUGGCAUUUAUUAUAAGAUUAAAUAAAUAAGAGACUCUUAAAUUGCUAAGGUUACUUGUUUUUAUGGAGAUGAUGCCACCCUUACUAAAUUAAAAGAACAUUUGAGAAAUAAAAUAAUCUUCCAAAGAAUUUAAGAUUUUUACACACCCCUCUAAACGUUAGGAAAAGGAGCUUCUUCAAGAGUAUUAUUGGUGAGACACAAAAAUUCAGAACUCUAUUACGCUGCAAAAUGUGUUGAUAAGUCAUAUGUAAACGAAACAGAAAAUGGCAUUGUAAUUAGCAUUUAUUAAUUUAAGGAAUCGAUGUUUCAGGAGAUUUCUAUUAAUAAUGAUUUGGAUCAUCCCUCAUUCAUCAAAUUACAUGCAGUUUAUGAAGGCGACAACACAUUCUAUAUGGUAAUGGAUUUGUUGGAGGGAAAGAGUUUGCAUGAUGAAUUAAAUAACCAUAAAAAUGGAUUUCCUGAAGAGAUAGUGCGUAAUGUGAUGUGGGUAGCAUUAAUUUAAAAUUUAAAUUUAGUAAAUUCUGACUGGAAUUGAAUAUAUGCAUAAGAAAAACAUAAUGCAUCGCGAUCUUAAACCAGAGAACAUUAUGUUAUAAAAAAAAUCUGAUUUGAAUUCUUUGAAAAUAGUAGAUUUUGGUUUGGCAACCUAUUGCAAUAUUGAAAAGUAAUCAAUCGGUAAUAUAAUGCAAGAUAUUUAUUUCCAAAAUGUGGUACUCCUGGCUAUGUUGCCCCUGAGAUUGCAAAUUUAAUUGAUAAAUCAGAAAAGUAUGACAAAGUAUGCGAUGUCUUCAGUGCUGGAGUUAUUUUCUUUAAAUUGUACUUCAUUCUAAUAUGAGCUUAUAGUUUGACUGGCAAAGAUCUCUUUCCAGGAGUAGGAUUUAAUUUAGUUUUAAAAUUAAAUAAAUAAUGCAAAAUUGAUUUAACUCCGUUGUAAAUGAAGAAAAUAGAUCCUACUAUCAUUAAUUUAAUUCAAAGAAUGCUUGAGAAAGAUCCUACCAAAAGAAUAUCAGCCAGUGCGUGUUUAUAGGAACCUUUUUUUGAAAAAAGUCACACCUAAGAAACCAAACUUUAACAAACUUCUUCUCAAAAAAAAUAAUUUUUUUCUUCUGGAGGAAAGAAUUUCUAAACUUAAGAAUUUUAAAGUGAUUCGCCUUCGUUACAAAAUAACAAGUAAAUUGAAAAAGGAUCUUUUGUCACCUAAGAUAGUGCAUUCAAAGGAUUCAAAGAACCUCAACAUGGUAAAGUAAUGUAAAAAUUUAAUACUACUGAAUUUGAUCAUGUGGAUCUUAGUGGAAGUCCUAAUGAAAAAAAAAAUAGUAAAUUUGGAAACACAGAUAAAAUUGACGAGGAAGAUGAAAAAUGAC
Messenger RNA from Paramecium octaurelia, 1641 nucleotides. Lineage: Eukaryota; Ciliophora; Oligohymenophorea; Peniculida; Parameciidae. The record is from the annotation of a GenBank genome assembly.